This is a messenger RNA of Orycteropus afer afer, 1479 nucleotides long. The record is from RefSeq and is a predicted model, not a curated record. NCBI's taxonomy places the organism in Eukaryota, Metazoa, Chordata, Mammalia, Tubulidentata, Orycteropodidae.
AUGCUGCCCCUGCUGUUGCUGCCCCUGCUGUGGGGGGGGUCCCUGCAGCAGGAUGAGGGGUUCGAGCUACAAGUGCCGGAGCGGGUGACGGUGCAGGAAGGCCUGUGUGUCCUGGUUCCCUGCACAUUCCUCUAUCCCUGGAAUUCAGCUUGGGGCUCCCCUCCACUCGACAUCUCCUGGUUCCGGUCUGGGGACAGAAUACCUUAUGAUCCUGCAGUGGUCACAAAUAGCCCACACCGAUGGGUGAAGACAGACACUCAGGGCCGAUUCCACCUCCUUGGGGACCCCAUGACCAACAGCUGCACGCUGAGCAUCAGGGACGCCAAGAAGAGAGACGCAGGGACCUACAUCUUCCACCUAGAGAGAGGAGCUGAUGUAAAACACACCUACCGACAAAAGACACUGAAUGUGCAGGUGACAGCAAAUGCUGGCCUGGGCCCCUGCUCUGAGCCACGUCCUAUGUCGGGGUACGGAGGACACAGAGAUGACUCAGACCUGGAUUGUGCCCUCAGUGACCUCCUGCAGACAGACCCAGACAAAAACUCACAGCACAUGAGCUCAGGGCCAGGAGAGGACAGCUCGGCGCUUUCUGCACCAGCCCGGCGACAGGGCAUCUGGGGUGGGACCGUGCUGCUCCUGCUCCUCGCUGCCGCAUCGAUUCCGACUCGCACAGAUUCCGUGCGGGCGGCGGAGAGCUGCGCCCGUGGAGAGUCCGAGGCUGGGGCCUUGCAGAGGCAGAUCGCCAGGCCGUACUUCCGCGGCACCGCUAGAAUUCCGUCGCCGUUCUCCGCCCCAGGACCCAGGAUCCGGGACUCCCCCAGCCUGAGACCUGUUCAAGCCCCUAGCAUCUUCCUCCGCAAAAGCCAGGAGUUCGGGUCCCCAGACCCCGCUCCCCCGGAACCCAGGAGUCCCCGCCUCCCCUUUAGCCCCAGCUGGAGGGUCUGCGGAGAGGGGGAGGGGGACCCAGACCUGGGGGAAGCCCUGAGCCCACCCCUUCCCCGAAGCCGGGCCUGGGAACCGGUGACUUCGCGUCUCUCCCGACGCCUGGUCCGGCCCCAGGCAGCCCCGGGGCAUGCUGGGAACCCGGGCCUGGGCUCCGGGCCAGAACCGACCUUGCGGGGCCUUCGCCGCACACAAGCUCGUGUCUGUGGGUCCGUGUCGGGCUCACCAUCGCGGCUGGGCCCCCCGCCCUCCCGGCCCCACCCCGUCCGUCCGUCCAUCCGUCUGUCCAUCUGUCCACCUGCCGCGCCCCCCGGGCUGAGGCUGCGCCCUGCACGGGACGGGGGCCCAGCUGGGCCCCCCAGCCCCUGGCUGCCCCACCCGCCGGGGCUCAGGGGUCUGCUGCAGGGACCCUGGGAGGAGGAGCUGGGCUGUGUCCGUGUGGCCCUGCAUGCCUCCCUCCACGCUGAAUCUCCCGUCUCCACCGACCGCGUCCCGUUUCCCGUCUUCCCAGCGCCCUUCAUGGCCGCCCCUCCCUGA